Molecule: messenger RNA, 1684 nt
Organism: Ictalurus punctatus (channel catfish)
Lineage: Eukaryota; Metazoa; Chordata; Actinopteri; Siluriformes; Ictaluridae
Gene: drd2l
Product: dopamine receptor D2 like
Exons: 7
Coding region: 378-1682 (434 amino acids)
Biological process (GO): adenylate cyclase-activating adrenergic receptor signaling pathway
Cellular component (GO): glutamatergic synapse; presynaptic membrane
Molecular function (GO): G protein-coupled receptor activity; dopamine neurotransmitter receptor activity, coupled via Gi/Go
Source: RefSeq, a predicted model, not a curated record
UCUCUCUCUCCCUCCCUCCCUCACUGUCUCUCUCUCUCUCCCUCCCUCCCUCACUGUCUCUCUCUCUCACUCUCACUGUCUCUCUCACUCUCAGAGAGAGAAGGGCAGUAGUGGCUUAGCGGUUAAGGUUCUGGGUUACUGAUCAGAAGGUAAAGCCCCAGCACUGCCAAGCUGCCACUGUUGGGCCCUUGAACAACCCUCUCUGCUCCAGGGGGCGCUGUAUCAUGGCUGACCCUGCGCUCUGACCCCAACUGCCUGACAUGCGAAGAAAAGAAUUUCAUUGUGCUGUAAUCUUUGUGACCAAUAAAGACUCUCUCUCUCUCUCUCUCUCUCUCUCUCUCAGGAUGAAGUGGUUAGUGAAGUGUUGAGUGUUGGUGAUGAUGAAUGUGACGGGACACACCCCAGACCCUGUGCUGUCUCUGUCCCCUGUCCUGUCCCAGCUGAACUGCACUGUAGUGCCCCCUGUUCCCCCCCUGCGCUAUAACUUCUACGCUGUGUUGUUGGUGUUGUUGAUCUUCUGUGUGGUGUUUGGAAACGUGUUGGUGUGUGUCGCUGUUUCGAGGGAGAAGACGCUACAAAACACCACCAACUACCUCAUCGUCUCCCUCGCUGUCUCUGACCUGCUGCUCGCCACGCUCGUCAUGCCCUGGGGGGUGUACCUGGAGGUGGUGGGUGAGUGGAGAUUCAGUCGUUUACACUGUGAUGUGUUACUGACUCUGGACGUGAUGAUGUGCACAGCGAGUAUCCUCAACCUGUGUGCCAUCAGUAUAGACAGGUACACAGCUGUUGCCAUGCCGAUGCUGUAUAACACACGGUACAGCUCGAGGAGGAGAGUGGUGCUGAUGAUCACCUUCGUCUGGUUCCUGUCUUUCGCCAUCUCCUGCCCCCUACUGUUCGGUCUUAAUAACACAGAGAGUACAGAGGGGCGGGACUGCAGCUUUACUGAUCCCGCGUUUGUCAUUUACUCGUCUGUCGCCUCCUUCUACGUUCCCUUCAUCGUCACCCUGCUAGUGUAUGUGCAGAUCUGCGUGGUGCUGCACAGACGAGGCAGACGGACGGCUCCAAGCUGCAGACACACAUCGACCACGGAGCGAGCAGACACCCUGUGCAGACACAAAAAUAAAUGGACUCAUCCCGAGGAUGUGAAACUCUACACACUAAUAAUGAAGCCAACGCCCACAAAUGCACCUCAACAAAAAAAAGUGACGUUGGUAAAGGAAGUGACGGAUUGUCCUCUGGACUCAGGGUCAGUGUGUUUACAGAAGCGUGCAAAAACUUCUGUCUCUGUUUCUAUGGUACUGGGCCACGCCCCAUCAUGCCCCACCCCUUCAUGCUCCGCUGUAUCCACCUACCCCCAAGCUCAGCUAGGAUGGAGGAAGAGGGACGGAGGAAGAGAGAGGAGAGGAGGGGAGAAGGAGAGAACAAGAGGGCGAAUGUCUCAGCAGAAGGAGAGGAAAGCAACACAGAUGCUCGCCAUUGUACUAGGUGUGUUUAUUAUCUGCUGGUUGCCCUUCUUCCUGACCCACGUGUUGAAGGCUCACUGUGGAAGCUGCUGCAUCUCUCCGUCUCUGUACAGCACCGUCACAUGGCUGGGCUACACCAACAGCGGGGUCAACCCCAUCAUCUACACCACCUUCAACAUUGAGUUCCGCAAAGCCUUCAGCAAAAUUCUGCACUGCUGACC